Molecule: messenger RNA, 6694 nt
Organism: Oreochromis aureus
Lineage: Eukaryota; Metazoa; Chordata; Actinopteri; Cichliformes; Cichlidae
Gene: arhgef1
Product: Rho guanine nucleotide exchange factor (GEF) 1b
Exons: 32
Coding region: 327-3488 (1053 amino acids)
Biological process (GO): intracellular signal transduction; G protein-coupled receptor signaling pathway
Cellular component (GO): cytoplasm
Molecular function (GO): G protein-coupled receptor binding; guanyl-nucleotide exchange factor activity
Source: RefSeq, a predicted model, not a curated record
ACAAGCCGUUUGUAUGGGUUACUGUUACAUUUUCAUGUAACAUUCAAACCUUAAAACACACAUAAGUUGAAAAAAGUUAUAAUAUUGCCACUUUUAUUUAUUGCAAACUCGAUAAUUUUGAAGCGGUACACUGUAACUUUCCCCCCUUGCGGUUAAUCACUCAGUUUUUUUUGUUUUUUUUAAUGUGUACUUCCGCGUACAAUGUUAUUUUUUUCUUCCCACUGACACACGGCAACUUCGAACAGGAAACCUAUUAGACGUCUCGCCUGUCGUUUUCUCUGUAUUUACGGCAGGGUGUGUCUGGACCUCAGUGCUCUAACCCAGCCAUGAGCAUCAUCGGGGCUGAGGAUGAGGAUUUUGAAAACGAUCUGAAUGAGCUCGUGGAGGACCACUCCAACACCUUUGACAACAUAGAGCAGUUGAAGAAUCGGCCGACCCACCUGCUGGUUUUCCUGCAACAUGUCAUUCUGCAGUUUGACCCUGCUCCCCUGCUCUGUUACCUCCAUGCUGAACUCUUCAAAAACCUCAGUGCCAAAGAGACCAAAAAGCAGUUUGGGGAUUUUUACACAACCUUCUUGGACAAGGGUGCAGUUCUGAAAGUGGCUGUACCAUCUCACGUAAACUCUGAGUUGGACCGAUCCCGUGUAGAAGUGCUCACAGAUGAUAACCAAAAGCGCUUAGCUCAGGAGAUUCAGAGCGUCCAAGUUGCUGAAGUGGCCAAACAGUUGGAGGAUUUCAGGCAAAAGAGGAUGAUGGGUAUGACCCUCUGUGAGGCUGAGCUAAAUGACGUGGACAGCCACUAUCCCACCGACCGUGUCCCAAUGGAGAUGAAGGAGAAGUCUGUUGCUGAGAACCUCCUAGAGAAGAUGUCGGAGACACAAUCAACAGGUGCCUUUGAUGAGGAUAAAUGCCAAACCAUCUUUAAUGCUGUGGUUUUGUACAUGAAACACCUCGGGGUUAAAAACAGAGCAGCUGACAGUAAGAAGUCCAAAGUAGGUUUCUUCACUAGAAAGACUAAGCCCAAGAAUAAGGAUGACAUCCCAAAGCCCAAAAGCUCAAGAGUGUUUCCUGGUUUACAAAACUGGAUCGUUACAGUUGAGUCCAAAAUUAAAGUGGAUGAAGCAGACAGGGAUAGAGGGUCAGUUGAUCGCAGAAGCCAUGGCGUUAAAACCACCCCGAAUGACCCUGGAGUUCCCACUAUAUCGUUGAACAAGAAGCCCAGCCUAAACCCUCCUGUGCAACCUGCGGUAGAUGUUGAUUCCUCAAGCAACCACCCCACCAGCACGACUACCGUAGAGUCACACAGUGAUGCUGUCCCAAGCAAUCGUUUAGAGCUUCCAACUCUGCAAGAUGACUUGCCCUCUGGGGUUGCAGGUGGGCCGAUCGAGCCCAUCUCACCCAUCUCACCCAGUGACAUCCCCCCUGAGGAGCCUUUGGAGAAAGAAAGACGGAAGACAAGUAGGAAAGUGGCACGCAGUGAAAGUGCCCGUGUGGACCGACAGUCAUCUCGACGGCGUGGCUCUUCUCGGGCCAAACAGUCUCGCUCCCGUAGCGAUGUGGACCUGCAGCCACCCUCUGCCACGACAACAACACCUGCCCCGCUCACCCCCCAACACCUCCAUCCCCCGGAAGGACUAAGUUUAGCUCCAGAGCCUGGCCACUCCCCCACCAGCCCUUGCCCACAGGUGGAGGAGCUGGAUCCGCGGCUGCAGGAGUUUGAGUCUGAUCCACCCAACUGGAGAGAGCUGGCUUCUCCCGAGGCUCUGUCCAAACUGACCAAGAAGGAGGUCAAGAUGCAGGAAGUCAUCAAUGAGUUGUUUACGACAGAGCACGCACAUGUGCGAAUGCUGAGUGUCCUUCAGGUGAUCUUUGUUAGACCGUUGGAGAGAGAAGAGCUUCUCACAUCAACCGAGCUGGCUGCCGUCUUCCCCAACCUCGAUGAGAUCACUGAAAUGCACAGUAACUUCUACGAGAGCCUUAAGAAACAGCGUUUGGAAAACAACUUCAUAGUUAAAUCCAUCAGCACCACAGUGCUCAACAGAUUUGGUGGUACAGAGGGGGAGUGGUUCCAGAAACUGACAGCCCGGUUCUGCAGCCACCAGUCAUGGGCCCUGGACCAGAUCAAGACCAGGCAGAAGAAAGAUCCACGUUUCAACAUUUUCAUACAGGAGGCAGAGAGUAAGCCCCAGUGCCGCAGGCUGCAGCUCAAGGACAUCAUUCCCAUAGAGAUGCAGAGGCUGACCAAGUACCCAUUGCUGCUGGAGAAUAUUGCAAAGAACACAGAGGACCUAACAGAGAAGGCAGCGAUUGAGAAGAGUGCAGAGUGUUGCAGAAAGAUCCUCAACCACGUCAACGAGGAAGUCAAAGUGAUGGAAAACCUGUUGACUCUGAGGGAAUACCAGCGUAAAUUAGACACAUCAGGACUGAAACCCAGUAAUGAGCUUUAUAGUGAAUAUAAGAACAUUGACUUGACUCAGAAGAAGAUGCUUUAUGAAGGACCGCUGAUUUGGAAAGUCACCAAAGAAAAGGCUGUUGAUGUGCAGUGUGUGUUGCUUGCGGACUUACUGGUGCUUCUCCAGAAGCAGGAUGACAAGAUGGUUCUCAAAUGCCAGAGUAAGAGUAACAUUGCAGCACAGGAGGGCAAGCAGAUGCUGAGCCCAAUUAUUAAGCUGAACUCAGUCUUCCUCCGUGAUGUGGCCACAGAUCGAAAGGCUUUCUACGUGAUAUUUACCUGGGAAAGCGGCGCUCAGAUUUAUGAACUAGUGGCUCAGUCUGUUGGAGAAAUGAAAAGUUGGACUCAAGUGAUAAAGAAAUCAGUGGAUGACCUGAAGAAGAGCGGCAACGCACCGAUGAAGUUGACGGUGGCUCCUGGAGGUGUAGUUGGAGGACCUCCCUUCAGUCCCAUCAGUCUGAAUGCCCCUAUGAGCCCAAUUGAGAAUGGAUCUUUGAAAAGCAGCACCGAUCAAGAUAAGGACAACUUGAAAGAUGAAAAGUCAACCGAUCCCAGGCACAGGCUGAUUGAUUUCCUGUCUGACAAAGGGUUUGACUUGAUAGGCCACACCAAAAACGAUCAGGAGAAAGUGGCUAACAGUGCAUUAGAUGAAGUCAUGUCCCUGAAAAGGCUGCUGAUCGGCAGCAUCAGUCUAUCAGAGGAUUCACAACCUGAUGAAGAAAACGAAGAAGGGCAAUCAGAGAGCCCUGGGCAAAAUGUGGAACAGCAUCAGUCAACAGAUGAAAGUCAGACCACGAACGAAGUAGCUGAGGAGACGAACCCCAUGAGUACAGACAAAGAAGGUCAAAACCCAAAAGGAGACGAUGAGAGCAUCAGCGCGCCCCUGGUGCUGUCCCAGGAGAGGAAGGAGGAAGUGUGCAGGAGGCUACGCAGCCUGGAGGAACAACUAAAGAGACUACAGACUGUAGAAGAGGAACACCACAAGCUGCAGGAAGCCCUUUCCAAGUUCUCACUGGAGGGGGGCAGCUUCCAGUGACCCACCUUAAUGCCUCCUGCUGGCCGUUAGGUUUUGACUGGUGCUGGUUUGGACUGAGUGACUUUCAGAGGCUUUCCUGGAAAUUCCUAUACCGUCAUACAUCUAUGACCAGACCAUCGAUACAUUUCUUUUUCUUCCCCCUCUUGCGUGUGUGUGGGUGUAUGUGUGUAUGUGUGUGGGUGUGUAUGUCAGCUGUUUGCAGCCAAUCAGAAGUUUUAUUUUGGGGGGGUUUUUUCUCCUUUUACCAAUUGGCCAUUUAGGGAAGGGCUUUGUGCACAGUGCAGUGGUUCAGUAAUGGAACAUGGGAGGUGUGUAUGUGUGCGUGCAUGCUGGAUAGAGGGCUAUACAAAAAAAGAAAAAAACAAUGCUAAAUUGGGGUUUGAGGAUGCUGUUAGUGAGAGGUGCCAAAAGAAAUGAAGCAAUAUUUUGCUGUUAGUGAGUUGCUGCCUAAGAAAAUAUAGUGAUUUGAGUCUGCUGUAACACACAUACGCAAACCAGAAACAUGCAUGAUGGAAAAUAAUUUACAGUAAUGCCAAAUUCAAAUGUACAGUAAAAGAGAGAGCCUUAAAUGGCCAAUGUAGCAUUAGGUCUAUUGAAAUACUACUACUGAUAUAUAGUGUUAUUUCUAGUCUAUGCCAAAGUAAAACAGAGAUGCACUUUUAAUCAAAACAAGAUGAACGCACACAGUUAUUGCUAAUUUUGUUACUUUUAGCUCUGUAUUCUGUAUGGUUAUUAAGGCAGCCCUCAUUAUUGAAACGAUGCAUGCAAGAAAGUGUGUGUAUGUGUGUUACAAAUUUUUUAAUUAAGGAUAUAUUUCUUUGGAUGAUUCUUACUGUAAUUAGGUCACAUAAAAAUCAUUUAUAAAUAGUGGCAGUAUAAGUAAUCUUGCUGUUAAUAGUGGAGAUUUGUUUGUAUGUACCGCUUUUAUUUAUUCCCUUGAGUCCUUGUGUGUCAGUGAGCUUCUUCACCUGAGUGAAGCUGAUACAAUGCCAGGCCAGAAACAAAAAGCGAUGUGCAAAUGUCGGACAGGACAAACAAAAGCGAAGCUUGCGUGUGUAGAGCAGAUUAGAGUGGAAUAGAAAAGUGAAAGAACUGGCAACUGGUUUCAAGGUGGUUGCUUCUUAGAUACCUUUAACUUGAUGGUCAUGAGAGAGUAGAAAGUAGGAGAUUAGGAUUUGCGCCCCUAUAUUAAAAAACAAAAAAAUACAGAAAAAUUUAUAUAUAUGAAAUAUAUAGAGAGCUCAGUAUUACCACGCUCAUAUCAUUUCAGAAGUUUCAACUUAGCUUUAGAAAGGGUUCCUAAAUGCUCAUCCAAAACACUUUAGUUGGGGUUAUACUUUUCGGCGUAUUAUGAGAUCAGAUUGAUUUAAAAAAAAAAAAAAUCUGUUCAUCUCUGGUAUAUUGAAAAUUUGAGCUAUGGUGAUAUUUUAUUGAGCAGUUGACUAUGGUAAUAUAAUUUCUGAUCUGUGGCGUAACUGGGGCUGUGCACACAGGACCAAAGAAGUAACAGCAAACCGCUAGAUCCUCAUUUGUACAUUAGCUUUAUUAGUGACGUGCAUCAUCUGUGUAGUAGCGUGUCACAAAAUGUUGAUGCAGGAAUGGUGGCUCAGUAAUGCAGUCUGGAAUCAGCAGCUGCUUUUCUUCACCCCAAACACGAAGGGAUUUGAAAAGCACAUUGAAUAAUAAAAACACAAUUUUUUUUAAAGUUAAUGUAAAGAAAAUACCAAGAUGAAAAAUGUUAGAUUAUUUGGGAUUAGUCAUAAGACAUUAACAAUCUAUAGGACUGGGAAGUUUAACAUUGAACAAAAAAGUUGCGCUAUAGAGGAUUUAGAGACGCACCGCACACGCCCCUGGUACUAAGCUGAACAUAUGGGGCUGAUACUGACACAGCAGCAAUACUGCAGCCAGAUGAGGACACAAAGGAAAUGCUGAAGGUCUGGAGGAAGGAAAACUGUAGACUCACUCCAACAUCACUCUUACCAGCACUAUAAUCAGGAGCACUUCCUGACAUGCAUUCUUAUUGUUGUUGUUGCCACAACAACAAAUGCCACCUUUGAACCUACUGAACCUCACCGGGUUUGCUCAUUUUGAUCACUUAAGUGUUCAUAGUCUUCAAAAACUAUAUAUGAUUCUAGCAUCUCUCUCCAUGUAUUGCUCUUUGGAAGUGUAUAUAAAUGUAGUUUGAAGGCAAAAAAAGACAAAGACAAAAAAAUAAUAAUAGCUCCCCUCUGUGUGUUAAGCUUUUUUUUUUUUUUUUUUUUUUAGCUACACACUCUUCUUCAUAACACACUCACACCUUUUAAUUGCGUAAUCACUUGUUUCUACUGCACAGUUUUAUCCCACAUUUUGUGUAUUGAGUCACUUAAGUAGGUUGGGGAGGGAGUAUUUUCCACAGAGGCUUUUGUAAUUAUUUACUAUGCAUUUUCCACAAUGGUGAGAGAGGCAGGACUUGCCUGUAACUUGUCUUUGCAGUUUUAUGAUUGUGAAUCAAUUGAAAGAAAAAAUAUUCAGUGCCAACCAGCUCUGUCCUCAGGCUACCCACAGUGCUUUUCAAUUUUUAUUAAUGUAGGUGGUAGGCAGUUGGAGUCUAGCUACCAACAGCAUCAGCUGAUUCCUUCAGUCUCCACUGGCUCAACAACUACGACAGGCACUUCUCGCGCUCUCUCCUUUAAAUGCUUUUCCUCAUGUAUUCCAUAUACAAAAUGUAUAGAAAACUUUAUUUAUAGAGUGGUGCCUUGUUCUAACGAUCAAGUUGUUUGCUUCAUAAAGGACUCUUUAGUUGAACACAAUCACUGCUGUGUGUGUACCUCAAUGAGAAACAUGACUAGUAAGCAGAGAAAAAUCAUGCCAGGAUUCUGGUUGGGUGGUUUAAGGUUUGAGGGUUGUUUCUAUAUGUAGAUUAAACUUGGGCUUCAUCACACUAUUUUUGUGUCCAUCUCUAUCCCGUAGUGAGGAUGUAAGCCCUCUACCAACUCAGCCGACCAGUGCCCAGUAUAUUAAAAAAACAAAAUAGACACUGCUCCAUGCCAUACUGGUGUUUGCCAUCUUAUCUAUAAACAUUGUAUAUGCAAGAACUAUACUGUGUAUUUGGGUUUGAUUUUUAUUGUGUAAGAUGCUCUUUAAUGAUGUAUACCUAAAGAAAUUUGUGGUACGCUCUGUUUUUUUAUUUCUUUUCUCUCUUUUUUUUAAUAAACUGGGGAAAUUUU